Molecule: messenger RNA, 7869 nt
Organism: Nycticebus coucang (slow loris)
Lineage: Eukaryota; Metazoa; Chordata; Mammalia; Primates; Lorisidae
Gene: ADCY6
Product: adenylate cyclase 6
Exons: 22
Coding region: 4271-7858 (1195 amino acids)
Biological process (GO): adenylate cyclase-inhibiting G protein-coupled receptor signaling pathway; intracellular signal transduction; cAMP biosynthetic process
Cellular component (GO): plasma membrane
Molecular function (GO): adenylate cyclase activity
Source: RefSeq, a predicted model, not a curated record
AAGUGGCUGCGCGGGGUGCUCCGGGCUCUGCGGGGCUGGGACACACCGGCGCGGCUCCCGCCGAGUUUUUUGAUGGGGGCGCUGGAGCCUGGAAUGGGUAGUCUUGACUGUGCUUGGGGGGAGCCUGAGGCAGUUGAGGUUGGCCAAAGAAAGUCGUGGAGGAGAUGGGAUCAAGGACUCCUGGGUCCGGGCGCUGGCCGCAUGCUUCCCUUCCUCCGCUGCAUGCCAGUUCCAGGCUUGCCCGGAGGAGGGGGGAAGGCACGUCCUGGGGGAGGGGCUGGCCUGAGGGGUUUGCAGCGGGGUUGUGGGAUGACCCUCCCGAGUCUCUGAGUUUGGGGUACGGUGUAAUCGUAUUAAAGGGCGAGGGAGGCAGCCUGGGCAGAGGGAAGGGUACACCGUGUCUGCGGGAGCAGCCCUCCUCCCCUCAUCUAAACCUGAGGAAUGGAAGGGGUGGUGUUCGCACCCCCCUGCCCCAAGGCAUGCUGCGGGAUGCCAGAGGGUCAGGUUCUGGGGCCUGACUAUAAAGAUAGAGGUGAAAUCUGGCAGUGGGAUUCUCAACCUCCUAGAGUGUCUAUGUGAGCUGGAGGGAUCUGGAGGGGGUCUUAUGGUUGGGGUGGACUUGGGAGUCCUCUGUAAUCUUUAGGGAGAAUGGGGACUGGGGAAGGGAAGAGAAAGCAGCAGGCGUUGAACCUACAGGUACAGGCCCUGGAGAGGUUCCUUACAUCUGGAAAGGCCCGGAAUUGAGGCAUUGAGGCCCACGUCCCAGUAUGAUGGGCGGCGCUGGCACUGUUGGGCCGCCUGGGCAGUUCCUUUAGCUAUGAACUUUAUGAAGUCGUUUUGAAUCGCCAGGAGCCUCCUUUUGCCAAGGAGGGCAGGGGCAGAUGGGCCCAGGGGACUGGAUGGACAGGAGGUGGCCACGAAGAGGGUUUGGCAAAGCAGUGGGCAGAACCAUCCUUAGGGCCGGGCCUUGGCCUGCUCCAGACUCUGGUUUUGGGCUGAAGAUCAGGCUUUGUGAAGGACUUGAGGUCUGGGUGGCACAGGACCUUAGACUUCCAAGCUGAGUGGGUCAUGGCUCUGGCCGUGGGAGCCAGUGGUGCUUGGAGCACCAGAUCUGUGAGAGAGAGAGGGAGCAAAGGGACCAGGACUCAGAGGAAGGAGGAGGUCAGAGGCUCAAAGCUUAAGAGCCUGACUCUGGGGAAGAGGGAGGUGGUUGUAGUGAUGGUUGGAGGACCAUAUAGAGAAGUUUUGUGGUUUGGAAGAGUGCCCUUCCCUGUUCCCUGCUAUACUAGUCUGGCAUGGGUUGCCAGGAGUGUUGGGAGCCUGGCAAAUUCUCCAGGAUGGGCAGUGCUUGGAGUACAACCCAGGGCAGGAUAGUUGAGUUGGUUGGAGAAUUACAGAGCUCUGUAGCUAUCCCCAGGGGAGUCAAAGUGUUCUUGGGAGGGUCAUGGGUUCUCUUGGACCCCCUUCCUCUGUGGGUAUGAGCCAGAUGCUAGGAUGUGCUUCCAGGGAGCUGGGAGCAUGGCCAAAAAUAGGUCCUUAGGGGACAGAGGUCUGGGGCAGUGGUAGUCUGGGGUGUUUGUGUGUGUGUGUGUGUGUGUGUGUGUGUGUGUAUGUGUGUCUGUUUCUGGGGUGGGUGCAGGGGGAGAGUUAAGAAUAAAGCAGGGGACUGGCGAAAGGGAGAUAGCUAAAGCAAAAUGUCACUGGGCUAAGAGGGGUAGGGGUUGGUGGUGAUUGGAAAUCUGCUCGUUCUGGGCUCUGUCACCAGCAGCUCUGGGGACUGAGAGCUGAGGACACAAGCACUGAUAAAACCAGGCAUCUGACUGGUGGGAGAAAUGCAUGUUCUUGCUCAUGACUUUUUCAUUUUUCUAUUUCUUGGACAUUGGCAGAGGUUUGGGUUCAAGUGUUAUGGUGGGGGGAGAACUGAUAUUUAUCAAGUAUGACCUCAUGACAGAUGUUAUUAGAAUCUUUCCUGAAGACUAUUUUUAUUCCCCAUUUUGCAGAUGAAGAAACUGACACAGGGAGGUUAAAUAACCUGUUCAAAGCUGGGCAGCUAGCAAAUAAUCAUGCUAAGGUUUGAAGCCCAAUCUCACACCAAAGAUCAUGCUUCUAGUGAAGUAUUUUGAAGAGCCAAGCUUUCUUUGAUGUUUUUCAAAUACGAGGCUGACCAAAAAUCUUAUAUUCCAAAUGUGAUGUUAAGAGGUUGAAGGGCAUGCUAUUCUAUAGGUUAUAGGAGAAGGGAUGUGGGUGCCCCAUGAAUGGGGGCUUGGGAGUACACAGAAAAAUUCCCAUCCUGCCUUCUGCUGUGUGCGUCCCUGGAUGUCAGCUUGAGCUGCUCAUCUGGCUGUGAGCAUCUGGUUCUUUGGCCACCUGGGGCAAGUGCUGGAUAUUUUCCCAUCUUGUCCCCUAAUAAGUACAAAUGUCAGUGCUGCAGGCUUGGCAGGUUUAAGUACAGGGGGCCCCCUCAGGGUGCCCUGUGGGCAUGGAGGAGUAUGGCCUUGGUGGGGGCAUAGGCAUCUGUGGAUGAUGGUGCUUUCAUCUUCAUCUCCUCCUGACCCGGCUCAGCCAGGAGUACAUUAAAAGUAUUGUCAUGGGUGGUGCCUGUGGCUCAAAGGAGUGGGAUGCUGGCCCCAUGUGCCGGAGGUGGUGGGUCAAACCCAGCCCCCACCAAAAAAAAAAAAAAAAGUAUUGCCAUGAAGUCCUCCAGCCCUGUUCAAGAUACUUCCUCCAGAAAACCUGGGAUCUGGGACUGAUUUGGCUACACAUGAUCUCUGUAACUUGAGCUAGCCAUGUAAAACUGCCUUGGACUCCAGAUUUUGUUUUUGUCUUUUCCCAGGAGGCCACAGGACCAGCCUCAUAGGGUUUUGCUGAAGAUCAGGUGGAAUGAGGCAUGUGAAAGGACCUUGAAAAGUUUAAACAUAGAGAAAGCACAUGGGAGUGUAAUCCACCUAUCCAUCCAUCCAUCCAUCCACUCAAGGGACAUUUAUUUAGAUCCUACUAAGUGUUGUAAAUAUAACAGUAAACCAGGCCAAAAUCCUUGCCUUUGUAAAAUUAACAUUCUAGUUAGAAGAGAAAGACGAUGAACAAAUAAGGAAAAUAUAUAGAAUGGUCCUUGCUGAUGAGAGCUGUGGAGAAAAAGAAAGUGUAAAGCUAGGAAGAGAGAUAGGGAGGCCCAGGAAAGGAGGUUACUAUUUUAAUAGGGUGGUCAGGGAAAGCCUUGCUGAUAAGAGGACAUUUGGGCUGUGAUCUGGAGGAGUUCUGUUCAGAGAGAAGCAGACAUCAGGUCUGGCUGUUCUAGGCUGACCUGUGCUGGGAAUGGUAGGAAACAGCAAGAGGCUCAUGACUGGGGUGCAGUGAAGAAGGUGAAGAACCUUGGAAAUAUUAGCCAAGGUUAGCAAUAUUAGCCAUUGUUUCACAUUAGCUGCUCUAUGCCAAUGCCCUUGUACUUGCUCUUUCUCUGACUUUUCAACAUAUGUUUAUUGAGUCCCUACUGAGCCAGACCCAGUACUUGGCACUGGGAAUAAAGUGCUGAACAAAGUAGGUAUAAUCCGUGCCCUCACAAAGCUUAUAGCCAGAGGGAUUGAGGCACACAUUAAACAAGGAAUGACUUAAUUAUAAUUGCCAUCAGUCCUAUGGAGGAACUGUUCAGAUGGUAAAUGGGACCAAACUUGGUCUGGGUUUGGGAGUUGGGGAAUCUUCCCUGAGGAAGUUACAUUUAAGCUGUGACCUGAGGGAGAAGAUGAAUUUAGCUUGGUAAAAUGUGCAUUGUGUGUGAGUGUGAUGAGGAAGGGUGUGGAAAGAAAUUCCCUUUUGUACAGAGGUCACCGAUUGGCAGCUCACAGGCAGAACUCAUUCCAUAGAUGUGAUUUGUUUGGCUUGCAGUGUUAAAAAAUGUGAAUUACUUGCCAACAUUUAAAAAUUGAUGUUGCAUUAAAAUCCAGUUUUCCUUCAGCAUCUGUUGAAAAAAUCAGAAGAUCAGGCCCCAGUGGGACCCACUGGCAUCAUUCUACUGGUGCUAGGCGGUGCCUGCCCAGUGCUCUGGGUGUGAAGUCUUGGUUCUCCUGAACCACAAGCUGCUUCACUCGGUGACAUAGGCACUCCAGUUUGUGACCACCAAAAAAUAUGUACUUCUUAGGGAAGAGGUGAAUUUUCAAGUGUACUGGCUUUGGGUCAGACAGAUAUGGGUUAGAAUCUUGGUUUUCACACUGAGGUAGGUGCUAGAUCUUGGACAAGUUUCUUCACCUCCCUGCUUACUGGUUCUCUCACCUGUUGAAUGGGGAUGCAUUGCCUAUCUCAGAGUAACUUGAGGAGGAUGACGUGUAUGAAGCCUACCUUGGCAGUGGAAGUGCUCAGCAUGUCGUGGUUUAGUGGCCUCCUGGUCCCCAAAGUGGAUGAACGGAAAACGGCCUGGGGUGAGCGCAAUGGGCAGAAGCGCCCGUGGCGCCGUGGGACUCGGGCCGGUGGCUUCUGCACGCCGCGCUAUAUGAGCUGCCUCCGCGAUGCCGCCGAGCCGCCCAGCCCCACCCCUGCGGCUCCCGCUCGGUGCCCCUGGCAGGAUGAAGCCUUCAUCCGGAGGGGUGGCCCAGGCAAGGGCAUGGAUCUGGGGCUACGGGCAGUGGCCCUGGGCUUUGAGGACACUGAGGUGACAACGGUAGUGGGGACAGCUGAGGUGGCACCCGACGCUGUGCCCAGGUGUGGCCGAUCGUGCUGGCGCCGCCUGGUGCAGGUAUUCCGGUCAAAGCAGUUCCGCUCAGCCAAGCUGGAGCGCCUGUACCAGCGGUACUUCUUCCAGAUGAACCAGAGCAGCCUGACGCUGCUGAUGGCUGUGCUGGUGCUGCUCACCGCAGUGCUGCUGGCCUUCCACGCGGCGCCCGCCCGCCCGCAGCCCGCCUACGUGGCCCUGCUGGCUUGUGCCGCUGUCCUCUUCGUGGCGCUCAUGGUGGUGUGUAACCGACAUAGCUUCCGCCAGGACUCCAUGUGGGUGGUGAGCUACGUGGUGCUGGGCAUCCUGGCGGCUGUACAGGUCGGGGGCGCCCUGGCAGCCAACCCGCACAGUCCUUCUGUAGGCCUCUGGUGCCCCGUGUUCUUUGUCUACAUCACCUACACGCUCCUCCCCAUCCGUAUGCGGGCUGCGGUCCUCAGCGGGCUGGGCCUCUCCAGCCUGCAUUUGAUCUUGGCCUGGCAACUGAACCGUGGUGAUGCCUUCCUCUGGAAGCAGCUUGGCGCCAAUGUGCUGCUGUUUCUCUGCACCAAUGUCAUUGGCAUCUGCACACACUACCCAGCUGAGGUGUCUCAGCGCCAGGCCUUUCAGGAGACCCGUGGUUACAUCCAGGCGCGGCUGCACCUGCAGCAUGAGAAUCGGCAGCAGGAGCGGCUGCUGCUGUCAGUGUUGCCCCAGCAUGUUGCCAUGGAGAUGAAAGAAGCCAUCAACACAAAAAAAGAAGACAUGAUGUUCCAUAAGAUCUACAUCCAGAAGCAUGACAAUGUCAGCAUCCUGUUUGCGGACAUUGAAGGCUUCACCAGCCUGGCAUCCCAGUGCACUGCACAGGAGCUGGUCAUGACCCUGAAUGAGCUCUUUGCCCGGUUUGACAAGCUGGCUGCGGAAAAUCACUGCUUGAGGAUCAAGAUCUUAGGGGACUGUUACUACUGUGUGUCAGGGCUGCCAGAGGCCCGGGCCGACCAUGCCCACUGCUGUGUGGAGAUGGGGGUGGAUAUGAUCGAGGCCAUCUCGCUGGUACGUGAGGUGACAGGUGUGAAUGUGAACAUGCGCGUGGGCAUCCACAGCGGGCGUGUGCACUGCGGCGUCCUUGGCCUGCGGAAAUGGCAGUUCGAUGUGUGGUCCAAUGAUGUGACCCUGGCCAACCACAUGGAGGCAGGGGGCCGGGCUGGCCGCAUCCACAUCACCCGGGCCACACUGCAGUACCUGAACGGGGACUACGAAGUGGAGCCAGGCCAUGGUGGUGAGCGCAACACAUACCUCAAGGAGCAGCACAUUGAGACCUUCCUGAUCCUGGGCGCCAGCCAGAAACGGAAAGAAGAGAAGGCCAUGCUGGCCAAGCUGCAGCGGACACGGGCCAACUCCAUGGAAGGGCUGAUGCCACGCUGGGUGCCUGACCGCGCCUUCUCCCGGACCAAGGACUCCAAGGCUUUCCGCCAGAUGGGCAUCGAUGAUUCCAGCAAAGACAACCGGGGUGCCCAGGAUGCUCUGAAUCCUGAGGAUGAGGUGGAUGAGUUCCUGGGCCGUGCCAUUGAUGCCCGUAGCAUCGAUCAGCUGCGCAAGGACCACGUGCGCCGGUUCCUGCUCACCUUCCAGAGAGAGGAUCUAGAGAAGAAGUACUCACAGAAGGUGGAUCCCCGCUUUGGAGCCUAUGUCGCCUGUGCCCUGUUGGUCUUCUGUUUCAUCUGCUUCAUCCAGCUCCUCAUCUUCCCACACUCCACCCUGAUGCUUGGGAUCUAUGCCGGCAUCUUCCUGCUGUUGCUCAUCACUGUGCUGACCUGUGCCGUGUACUCCUGUGGUUCUCUGUUUCCUAAGGCCCUGCAACGUCUGUCCCGCAGCAUCGUGCGCUCGCGGGCACACAGCACCGCAGUUGGCAUUUUUUCAGUCCUGCUAGUGUUCACCUCUGCCAUCGCCAACAUGUACACCUGUAACCACACUCCCAUACGGAUCUGUGCAGCACGGAUGCUGAAUUUAACACCUGAUGACAUCACUGCCUGCCAUCUGCAGCAGCUCAAUUACUCUCUGGGCCUGGAUGCUCCCCUGUGUGAGGGCGCCGCACCCACCUGCAGCUUCCCUGAGUACUUUGUCGGGAACACACUGCUGAGUCUCUUGGCCUGCUCUGUCUUCCUGCACAUCAGCAGCAUCGGCAAGUUGGCCAUGAUCUUUGUCUUGGGGCUCAUUUAUUUGGUGCUGCUUCUGCUGGGGCCCCCAGCCACUGUCUUUGACAACUACGACCUACUGCUUGGCGUCCAUGGCUUGGCUUCUUCCAAUGAGACCUUCAGUGGACUGGACUGCCCAGCUGCAGGGAGGGUGGCACUUAAGUAUAUGACACCUGUCAUUCUGCUGGUGUUUGCGCUGGCGCUGUAUCUGCAUGCCCAGCAGGUGGAGUCGACUGCCCGCCUGGAUUUUCUCUGGAAACUGCAGGCAACAGGGGAGAAGGAGGAGAUGGAGGAGCUCCAGGCAUACAACCGGAGGCUGCUGCAUAACAUCCUGCCCAAGGACGUGGCCGCCCACUUCCUGGCCCGGGAGCGCCGCAAUGAUGAGCUCUACUAUCAGUCGUGUGAGUGUGUGGCUGUUAUGUUUGCCUCCAUUGCCAACUUCUCGGAGUUCUACGUGGAGCUGGAGGCAAACAACGAGGGUGUCGAGUGCCUGCGGCUGCUCAACGAGAUCAUCGCUGAUUUUGAUGAGAUUAUCAGUGAGGAGCGGUUCCGGCAGCUGGAGAAGAUCAAGACGAUUGGUAGCACCUACAUGGCUGCCUCUGGGCUGAAUGCCAGCACCUACGAUCAGGUGGGCCGCUCCCACAUCACUGCCCUUGCUGACUACGCCAUGCGGCUCAUGGAGCAGAUGAAGCACAUCAACGAGCACUCCUUCAACAACUUCCAGAUGAAGAUUGGGCUGAACAUGGGCCCAGUUGUGGCAGGCGUCAUCGGGGCUCGGAAGCCGCAGUACGACAUCUGGGGGAACACAGUGAAUGUCUCUAGCCGUAUGGACAGUACGGGGGUCCCUGACCGAAUCCAGGUGACCACGGACCUGUACCAGGUUCUAGCUGCCAAAGGUUACCAGCUGGAGUGUCGAGGGGUGGUCAAGGUGAAAGGCAAGGGGGAGAUGACCACUUACUUCCUCAAUGGGGGUCCUAGCAGUUAGCAGGGCCCAGC